Messenger RNA from Chlorocebus sabaeus (green monkey), 11108 nucleotides. RefSeq names its product tubulin-specific chaperone cofactor E-like protein. The record is from RefSeq and is a predicted model, not a curated record. NCBI's taxonomy places the organism in Eukaryota, Metazoa, Chordata, Mammalia, Primates, Cercopithecidae. Gene Ontology annotation, cellular component: extracellular matrix. Gene Ontology annotation, molecular function: extracellular matrix structural constituent; protein binding. Gene Ontology annotation, biological process: cell-matrix adhesion.
UCAGGUGAUCUGCCUGCCUCGACCUCCCAAAGUGCUGGGAUUACAGGUGUGAGCCACCGCGCCUGGCCCUUGCUCUUUUAUAUUAUUAUACAGAGGAAACCAUGCUUUUGCUGGCUGCCCAUCUCCUUUGCCCCUUGGAUACUGUGCUUUAUUAAGCAUGUUCUUGACUCUUUAAGGAUCAGACCCCUUGGCUGCCCCUCUGAUCUUCUUGGUCAUUACGAAAGUUAUGACUGCCCUCCCAGCAUCCCUGGCUUCACACAGUAGCGUUAUGUCACCUGGCCUGUAUUUCUUCAGGGACCCAUCAUCUCCGUUGCUAUCAGAGCCAAGUUCCAUGAUCACCUUUCCUGGCAUUAGCCUUGGCCGGCAUUAGGGAGCCACUACUGAGCUGCUUAGUGAUGCUGGUGCCUCCCUCUCCAGUAUAUUCCUGCUGACUUUGGUGGCUGGUGCGUCUGUCCUCUGGCCUUCCAUAGAACGUGAUUGUCCAGUGGGCCUAGCAGAGUCACAUAAUAUAUCUAUUCCACCAUGCAAACAUCUGUGAGCCUUUUGGUCCCUUCUUUGGCCAUCUGCCAUGGUAAUUCAGUCAUUUGAACAUUGCUCAGUGUGAGCCAUCAUUUUUUCCAGGCUCCUAGAAGCUUCUCUAGGAGUGAGUUUGCACCAUCCGCUGGUGCUCUUGACACCAUGUUGAAGUCUGUAGCUCCAGAGAGUGCCCCUGGGUAUGCCCUCCCCUCAUCCCUACCAGUGCGUGCUGGCGCUUUGCACCUGCAGCACCUUCGUGGGCGUAGUCCCUUUUGUCUCCUGUCAGGCCCAGCAUGUUUCUGGCUGGGUUAUGCAGCAGCUUAGCCCAGAUUACAGGCCUGGCAUUCAGGAGAGAAGGUGGGAGCAGCUUUGAAGAGAACAACUGUUGCCUUGUGGGGGAAAGUCCUCUCUACUGUCUUCCUGUGCUGGGAGAAAUUUUAGUUCCUGAUGGUGUGCAGUAGGGUGUGUCUAAAGGAUCAGAAAUUUUCAGAAAUAAAUCUUUGGAGGCAUCUACCCAGAUAGCCUCCAAAUGAGGCUAGGUAUAUAAAAUAAGCAUAUAAAAUACCUAUAUGUACAUGUGUGUGUACAUGUGUAUAUGAUAAAUCACAUGUAUAGUAUAUAUGUAUGCAUAUGGUAUGUAAUAAAUUAUAUGUACAUACACACACACACACACACGUAUGUUUUUCCCAGGUAGACCUUGACAUUGGUAUAAUAGAACUGCUUCCCUUGAGCACCUGACCAAGUCUUUGUCAUUCAACAGGGCUCUCCAGAGCAAAAACUGCCCAUCUGGGGAGUCCUGCUUUGGGUGGAAAGUGCUAGACUGUGUAGCCUGACCUUGCCCAGUCGUUGGUGGAGGGCUGCCCCGUGAAGAGUGUGUCCUGGGUUUCAGCACUGGGGCUGAGUCUGAAAGCGCUGAGGACUGGAGGCUGUUGGCCAACUGUGCUUCUCACAUCUCUGUUGUACGGAGUUUAGUGGGGGGUCUGAGUGGCGCAUCUCCACGUCUGCCAUAGCCAAUAACUGCAUCAUUUCAAAGUAGCUCACAUCUGACCAUCUGUUCCACAGAAAAAGGUAUAUGAAAGUUAAGAAAACAACACAAAAACAAAAGCAGCCCACACAUAAAACGCAUUCUACUUGAUUUUAGAGGACUGUAUUUUUUGAUUUUGUUUGAGCUGUCUUUCCUCUUGCCUAUAAAAUAGCAUCAACUUUGCCAUUUUUUUAAUAAAGCACAAAUAUCUUGGUUGACUAGCUCCAGUGCACCCCCACCCAUCCCACAUCUAAAUCUUGUCAGAAUCUUUGCUCACCUCACACUUUCAACAAAAUAAGUCCUCCUGCUGACACAGCAUGAAAAGAGAUUUUUGUCUUUUGUCAAUCUGUGACCACUGGGUGUACACCAGAACACACACUCACUGAUCAGCUUCCCAAAGUGAUAAACCAGCCUGGCGUCUCCCCACGCACCUGGUGUUCCCUUGCAGCCGGAUUCUCAAAGGCAUUCUAAUUCAUGUAUGCCACCAUCUUGUGUAUCUGGUUAUGCCCAGAUGGCAUUUAUACCAGCAGCAGUCCUGCCUCGAGAAGGAUGGAGCAUCCAACGUGGGUCAAAAGGGCUGAGAUAUAAAUAUCCUAGAGAGCAUGAAAAAGGAAGAAAGCAAUUAGUAUGCCACCAGGAAGAUCAUUGCCUUUCCCAUGAAAGUUUGGCUGAAGAAUUGUGAUAACUUCAAAUGAUAAGAGGAAGGUUUUUCUUUUUAAGAAUACUGUCAGGAGGAGACUUCAUGGUCUAGCCAUGCACUUUGGUGAUGUCUAACUUGAGCUUACAUCCGUGUUCUCAUCGCAGCUUUGCAGAGUGACACAGACAAAAAGUGCUCCUAAUGGAAGGUAAAGCCACCGUGCAACUGAUUGUAAAUUAACACGAAAAACGGAGCCAACGAUUUUGCUUCAAGACAUGUAGAUUGACUACUGGACUAAAACCUAAGGCUGGACAAAGAGAAUCCUUCUCUAAUGUGUCUUUGAUUUGAACUUAAUUUUAUUUUAGAUAGGCACCCAAGAAACUAGCUUUUCUGUUAUAUAAAUAUGUGCCAUUCUAAGCACUCCUAGAAUCCAAAGAAAAAUAAAUAAAUGUGAGUCAUUUGGAGAGAAGCAGUCAUUUAACAUCUGUAAGUAAAUAUGUGUGGAGGAUUCAUAACACCAGUGAGAGAAUAAACAAUGUGGGAAACCUGCUGAAUUUUCACAGGUUUUUGGAAAAACAUGGAGUAAUUUAAAGUAAAAAAUUUAGUUCACCAAACACUCUUGUGACAACAUGCUUAAACCUAGAAUUAUAUGUCUUUUGUACAGUUGGCAUUUAAAUGUCUGAUCAGAGAAAAUUUGGAAUAAUUUUUAAAUUCCCAUUGAUUUACAGAAGAGUUUUUUUCCUGCUACAGUCAAGUUACUUCUUUCUUGAUAAAUUCCAUUUAAACAUUUCGAAUAGUAGAUUCAGCUUAUGCCUUAGCCAGUUUUGCUCAUUCCACAUCUACUGGAUGCUUGGAAGCAUCUAACCGAGCACGUUUUUCCCCUUAUUCACAUGCCGUUUAAACUAUUUACUUACUGCAAACUUUUAUCAGGAGGGGUUUAUCUCCCCCCUCUGCCUCCAGUGACCCUCACUGGGUGUCAGGGGAGGUUUCCAGGCCACAGUUUGAGAUUUCCCUUGUGGAAGAUCAUGUCUAGCACUAGGUCCCUUGUUAGAUUUUGCCUGGAAAGGGCCCUGUCCUAUCUCCUGCAGAGCGAUGCAUCAGAGAGAAAAGAGAGGGCAUAAAACUUAAAAAGUUUGGAAAAGUUUCUUUAAAUACUUCAUGCAUACCUGUGAAAAAAUAGAGUAGAGCCUAUCUGUGGCGACUGUUCAAAACCAGAGAAACAAAAAAAGACUUUAAUAGAAAAACCAACUUCAUUUAAAUGUUGGAGGCAGCUGCUUUGUUUGGAGUUUUAAUCCCAUGCCGGUGGAUGCUAAUUCUGUAACAUUAUACAGUUGCCUUCUUUUGGGUACAAAGGUAGAAGGGGGGUUUUCUUUUGUGUUUUUCAGUGCAAAGUGAUUCUGAUCAGAAAGGCCCAAGGUUUCAGCUCCAAGUACCUGACAUUUCCAUCUGAAUCUACCUUUUUUUUUUUUUUUUUUUUAAGGGGGAAAAAAAGGUCUAGUUUUUCAGGAAAAGAACCUCUCUACGCAAUCCUGAAACUGAUCUUUAGAUUUACUUUUCCUUAAUCAAUAGAAAAAAACUUGAUUGCAACUCAACACUUACCUGUCUCUAGUGCAGGACUAACUUAAUUUUUGGUUUUAAGAGUGCGGGAUUCAGACAUCAUUUCAGGAAUCAGAAAUUAUUGGCAACAAGUUGAGGAGAACUGACAUGAAUUCUUGUUUUAGCUAAUUUUUCCUGGCUUACCAAGAUUUGGCUUAAUAUUUCUGACUCAAUUCCUCCAGCCUCUACAGAACAGGAUGAAUUAUUCAUCAUUCCUUAGAAUUUGGGUCUCUUUCAUCUUCGCACUUGUACGGCACCAAGCUCAGCCCAGGGAGCUCAUGUAUCCAUUUUGGCAGAAUGACACCAAAACCCCUAAAGUAGACGAUGGAAGCUCAUCUGAGAUUAAGUUGGCCAUCCCAGUUUUCUUCUUUGGUGUUCCUUACCGCACUGUCUAUGUCAAUAACAACGGAGUUGUUUCCUUCAACGUGCUAGUGAGCCAGUUCACGCCGGAAUCCUUUCCCCUGACGGAUGGGAGGGCCUUCAUCGCCCCAUUUUGGGCAGAUGUGCACAAUGGAAUUCGAGGCGAGAUCUAUUACAGAGAGACCAUGGACCCUGUCAUCUUGAAAAGAGCCACCAAGGACAUCAGGAAGUACUUCAAAGACAUGGCAACCUUCUCUGCCACUUGGGUUUUCAUUGUGACGUGGGAGGAAGUCACGUUUUAUGGAGGCAGCAGCACCACACCUGUGAACACCUUCCAGGCCGUCCUGGUGUCUGAUGGCUCCUACACAUUCACCCUCUUCAAUUAUUACGAGAUCAACUGGACCACGGGGACGGCUAGUGGCGGUGACCCCCUGACGGGUCUUGGUGGAGUGAUGGCACAGGCAGGAUUUAAUGGUGGAAACCUCACCAAUUUCUUCAGCCUCCCGGGGUCAAGAACCCCUGAGAUCGUGAAUAUCCAGGAGACCACAAACGUCAAUGUUCCAGGCCGCUGGGCAUUUAAAGUUGACGGAAAGGAAAUUGACCCAGCCAAUGGCUGCACCUCCAGGGGACAGUUCCUUCGGCGAGGGGAGGUGUUUUGGGACGACUUGAACUGCACCAUCAAGUGCCGCUGUCUGGAUUUCAACAAUGAGAUCUACUGCCAGGAGGCUUCUUGUAGCCCCUAUGAGGUGUGCGAACCCAAAGGCAAAUUCUUCUACUGCAGCGCUAUGGAAACCAGCACGUGCGUGGUGUUUGGGGAGCCACACUACCACACUUUUGACGGCUUCCUCUUCCACUUCCAAGGCUCCUGUGCCUACUUGCUGGCCCGACAGUGUUUGCAGACUUCCAGCCUCCCUUUCUUCAGUGUGGAGGCCAAGAAUGAACACCGCGGGGGUUCAGCCGUCUCCUGGGUGAAGGAGCUCUCAGUGGAGGUGAAUGGCUACAAGAUUCUCAUCCCCAAAGGAAGCUAUGGAAAAGUCAAGGUUAAUGACCUAGUGACUUCUUUGCCCGUCACCUUAGACUUGGGGACAGUGAAAAUCUAUCAGAGUGGCAUGUCUACUGCUGUGGAAACAGAUUUUGGGCUCUUAGUGACUUUUGAUGGCCAGCACUACGCCUCCAUUUCCAUCCCAGGCUCCUAUAUAAACUCCACCUGUGGACUCUGUGGAAACUAUAAUAAAAACCCACUGGAUGACUUCCUCCGCCCGGAUGGCAGGCCAGCCAUGUCUGUCCUGGAUCUGGGAGAGAGCUGGCGUGUGUACCACACGGACUGGAAGUGCGACUCCGGCUGCGUGGACAACUGCACCCAAUGUGACGCUGCCACUGAAGCCCUCUACUUUGGCUCUGACUACUGCGGCUUCCUCAACAAGACAGAUGGGCCCCUGUGGGAGUGUGGCACUGUUGUGGACCCCACUGCUUUUGUGCACAGCUGCGUGUAUGACCUGUGCAGUGUGAGGGACAAUGGCACGCUCCUCUGCCAAGCCAUCCAGGCCUACGCUCUUGUGUGCCAAGCCCUUGGCAUUCCAAUUGGAGACUGGCGAACCCAGACUGGGUGUGUGUCCACGGUGCAGUGCCCGAGCUUCAGCCACUACUCCGUGUGCACCAGCAGCUGCCCCGACACGUGCUCCGACCUGACGGCCUCGCAGAACUGCGCCACGCCGUGCACGGAGGGCUGCGAGUGCAACCAGGGCUUCGUCCUCAGCACCAGCCAGUGCGUCCCGCUGCACAAGUGCGGCUGCGACUUCGAUGGCCACUACUACACCAUGGGGGAGUUCUUCUGGGCCACGGCCAACUGCACGGUGCAGUGCCUGUGCGAGGAGGGUGGGGACAUCUACUGCUUCAACAAGACCUGCAGCAGCGGGGAGGUGUGCGCCGUGGAGGACGGCUACCAGGGCUGCUUCCCUAAGCGGGAGACCGUGUGCCUGCUCAGCCAGAACGAGGUGCUGCACACCUUUGAUGGCGCCGCCUACGCCUUCCCCUCCGAGUUCUCCUACACCCUCCUGAAGACCUGCCCUGAGCGCCCAGAGUACUUGGAAAUCGACAUCAACAAGAAGAAGCCUGAUGCAGGACCUGCUUGGCUGCGGGGACUUCGGAUCCUGGUGGCCAACCAGGAGGUCAAGAUAGGAGGCAUCGGGGCUUCGGAAGUCAAGUUGAAUGGUCAGGAAGUGGAAUUGCCUUUUUUCCAUCCUUCGGGGAAGCUGGAAAUUUAUCGAAACAAAAACAGUACGACAGUGGAGUCCAGGGGCGUGGUGACUGUCCAGUACUCAGACGUAGGUCUGUUGUACAUCCGGCUGUCCACCACAUACUUCAACUGCACGGGGGGCUUGUGCGGCUUCUUCAACGCCAACAUCAGUGAUGAGUUCUGUCUCCCCAAUGGCAAGUGCACAGACAACCUGGCAGUGUUCCUGGAAAGCUGGACAACUUUCGAGGAGAUCUGCAACGGGGAGUGUGGGGACCUGCUGAAGGCCUGCAACAAUGACUCCGAGCUGCUCAAGUUCUAUCGAAGCCGCUCCAGGUGUGGCAUCAUCAACGACCCCUCCAACAGCUCCUUCCUGGAGUGCCAUGGGGUGGUGAACGUCACUGCCUACUACCGCACCUGCCUCUUCCGCCUGUGCCAGAGUGGGGGCAAUGAGUCAGAGCUCUGUGACUCUGUGGCCCGGUAUGCAAGCGCCUGCAAGAAUGCCAAUGUGGAGGUGGGGCCCUGGCGGACCUAUGACUUCUGCCCGCUGGAGUGCCCAGAGAACAGCCAUUUUGAGGAGUGUAUAACAUGUACAGAGACCUGUGAGACCCUUGCCCUGGGCCCCAUCUGCGUGGAUAGCUGCUCUGAGGGAUGUCAGUGUGAUGAGGGCUACGCUCUACUGGGCAGCCAGUGUGUCACGCGGAGUGAGUGUGGCUGCAACUUUGAGGGGCACCAACUUGUCACCAAUGAGACCUUCUGGGUGGACCUGGACUGCCAGAUCUUCUGCUAUUGCAAUGGCACAGACAACAGUGUCCACUGUGAGACCGUGCCCUGCAAGGAUGAUGAGUACUGCAUGGAGGAGGGUGGCCUGUACUACUGCCAAGCCCGCACCGACGCCUCCUGCAUCGUCUCAGGCUAUGGCCACUACCUCACCUUUGAUGGCUUCUCCUUUGACUUCCAGACCAGCUGCCCGCUCAUCCUGUGCACCACAGGAAGCAGGCCGAGCUCAGACUCUUUCCCCAAGUUUGUUGUCACAGCCAAGAAUGAGGACCGGGACCCGUCACUGGCCUUGUGGGUUAAGCAGGUGGACGUGACCGUGUUUGGCUACAGCAUCGUGAUCCACCGAGCCUACAAGCACACUGUGCUGGUCAACAGUGAACGGCUCUAUCUGCCCCUGAAGCUGGGGCAAGGAAAGAUAAAUAUCUUUUCCUUUGGCUUCCACGUGGUGGUGGAAACUGAUUUUGGCCUGAAGGUUGUAUAUGACUGGAAGACCUUCCUGUCCAUCACAGUCCCUCGGAGCAUGCAGAAUAGCACCUAUGGUCUGUGCGGCCGCUACAACGGCAACCCUGACGACGACCUGGAGAUGCCCAUAGGUCUGCUCGCAUCCAGUGUCAAUGAGUUUGGGCAGAGCUGGGUGAAGAGGGACACCUUCUGCCAGGUGGGCUGUGGGGACCGCUGUCCAUCCUGUGCCAAGGUAGAAGGUUUCUCCAAAGUGCAGCAGCUGUGCAGCCUGAUCCCCAACCAGAAUGCUGGCUUCUCCAAGUGUCACAGCAAAGUUAACCCCAGCUUCUUCUACAAGAACUGCCUGUUUGACUCUUGCAUCGAUGGGGGCGCGGUGCAGACUGCCUGUAGCUGGCUGCAGAACUAUGCCAGCACCUGCCAGACUCAGGGGAUCACGGUGACUGGCUGGAGGAACUACACAUCCUGCACUGUCACCUGCCCUCCAAACAGCCAUUAUGAGAGCUGCGUGAGUGUCUGCCAGCCCCGCUGCGCCGCCAUCCGCCUGAAGAGUGACUGCAGCCACUACUGCGUGGAGGGCUGUCAGUGCGACGCUGGCUACGUCCUCAACGGCAAGAGCUGCAUCCUGCCCCACAGCUGCGGCUGCUACUCCGAUGGCAAAUAUUACGAGCCCAAGCAGCUGUUCUGGAACAGCGACUGCACGCGACGCUGCCGCUGUUUCCGUCGCAACCUGAUCCAGUGCGACCCGCGCCAGUGCAAGUCCGACGAGGAGUGCGCGCUGCGCAACGGGGUGCGUGGCUGCUUCAGCACCAAGACCUCCUACUGCCUGGCGGCCGGCGGCGGCGUCUUCCGCACCUUCGACGGCGCCUUCCUCCGCUUCCCGGCCAACUGCGCCUUCGUGCUGUCCACCAUCUGCCAGAAACUGCCCGACAUCUCCUUCCAGCUUAUCAUCAACUUCGACAAGUGGUCAGCCCCCAACCUCACCAUCAUUUCGCCCGUCUACUUCUACAUUAACGAAGAGCAGAUUCUCAUCAGCGACCGGAACACGGUCAAGGUGAAUGGCACACAAGUGAAUGUUCCAUUUAUAACUGGUUUGGCAACGAAAAUCUACAGCAGUGAGGGGUUUCUGGUGAUUGACACCAGCCCAGACAUCCAGAUAUACUACAAUGGUUUCAACGUCAUUAAAAUCAGCAUCAGCGAGAGGCUGCAGAACAAAGUGUGUGGUCUCUGUGGCAACUUCAAUGGGGACCUAACAGAUGAUUAUGUGACUUUGCGAGGGAAGCCGGUGGUAAGCAGCGUGGUGCUGGCCCAGAGCUGGAAAACCAAUGGCAUGCAGAAGAGCUGCAACGAGCUGCAGUUCUCCCAGUAUGCAGCCAUGUGUGACAAUGUGCACAUCCAGAAGAUGCAGGGUGACGGCUACUGCCUGAAGCUCACCGACAUGAAGGGCUUCUUCCAGCCCUGCUAUGGGCUUCUCGAUCCCCUCCCAUUCUACGAGUCCUGCUACCUGGACGGCUGCUACAACCACAAGAAGUUCCAGCUAUGCGGCUCCCUGGCCGCCUAUGGGGAGGCCUGCCGCUCCUUCGGGAUCCUCAGCACCGAAUGGAUUGAGAAGGAGAAUUGCUCAGGAGUGGUUGAAGAUCCCUGUGUGGGGGCGGACUGUCCCAACCGAACCUGCGAGCUGGGCAAUGGCAGGGAGCUGUGUGGCUGCAUCGAGCCGCCCCCCUAUGGAAACAACUCACAUGACAUUAUCGAUGCAGAGGUGACCUGCAAAGCAUCCCAGAUGGAAGUGUCCAUAUCUAAGUGCAAACUCUUCCAGCUCGGUUUUGAGAGGGAGGGCGUGAGGAUCAAUGACAGACAGUGUACCGGCAUCGAGGGGGAAGAUUUUAUCUCCUUUCAGAUCAACAACACCAAAGGGAAUUGUGGAAACAUUGUGCAGUCCAAUGGCACUCAUAUCAUGUAUAAAAACACAAUCUGGAUCGAAAGUGCCAACAACACUGGCAACAUCAUCACCAGGGACCGCACGAUCAAUGUGGAAUUUUCAUGUGCUUAUGAGCUGGAUAUCAAGAUCUCCUUGGAUUCUGUUGUGAAGCCUAUGCUAAGUGUAAUUAACCUGACAGUUCCAACCCAAGAAGGCAGCUUCACCACCAAGAUGGCUCUCUACAAAAAUGCCUCCUACAAACAUCCUUACCGGCAGGGUGAAGUAGUGUUGACGACUCGAGAUGUGCUGUAUGUAGGGGUUUUUGUGGUUGGAGCUGACGCCACACAUUUAAUCCUAACGCUCAACAAAUGCUAUGCCACACCCUCCCGAGACAGCAAUGAUAAGCUCCGAUAUUUCAUCAUCGAAGGAGGGUGUCAGAACAUCAAAGAUAACACCAUCGGCAUCGAGGAGAACGCAGUCUCCCUGACCUGUCGCUUUCACGUCACCGUCUUUAAAUUCAUAGGGGAUUACGACGAAGUUCACCUUCACUGCGCAGUGUCACUAUGCGACUCAGAAAAGUACUCCUGUAAAAUCACUUGCCCACAAAACUCCAGGAUUGCCACAGAUUACACAAAAGAACCCAAAGAACAGAUCAUUUCAGUGGGACCUAUUAGGAGAAAAAGGCUGGACUGGUGUGAGGACAAUGGAGGGUGUGAGCAGAUUUGCACGAGCAGGGUGGACGGGCCUCUCUGCAGCUGUGUAACAGGAACCCUGCAGGAGGAUGGCAAGAGCUGCAGAGCCUCUAAUUCUUCAGUUGAACUCCAAGUCUGGACGCUUCUUCUCGUCAUGAUCCAGAUUUCAUUAUGGCAUUUUGUCUAUAAAUCAGGCACGAUCUCAUAAUUAACUCAAAUUGCUAUAUAAAGUACUGUAAUUUACUUACUUCAACUCCCUGUAGGAUACAAAGUGUGUGCCCUUAAGUCGAAACCUAUUUGAAAGUGUCCAGCAUUUCAAAAUGAUGCCACCUGCCUCCAACGGUCUGAGGUCCAGAAACCAGCGAACAUGCAAGCUCCUCUUUCAGAAUAUGAAACGGGGCUUCUACAAGUCAGUUAUGGAAAGUAUAUCUCUUGUGAAAAAUUUCCAGACAGUUGUCACUAGAAACUUUGGUUCACAUGAAAAACCAGUAAAGGAAAAAAAUUCUAGUUAGAGAAAUCUGACUGGAAAUCUGACCAGAGAAAUCUGUCAAGCCAGUGCUAUUUCUGGAUCACGUUUUUUUACAGAGAGAGGGCCUGUUGGAAUGAUUUUGAAGUGAUGACUGGAAGGUUUGACUCCCUCUAAGGAAUCUUGCUGGCGUUUGGAAGUGUCUGAUCUAUGAUAUGCACGUGUUCUGUCUAUGAGGCGCUCUCCACCCACUGCGUCCUUCAACCUUGCCAUGGCAGCUUUGGCCACUGGGGAUACUGCUGACCUGGGGAACCCCACCCACUCUCCUACCCCCUCGAACCCAAUCCCUUCUCUUUUUACAAGUCAACCAAAUACUUUCUAAUGUGUUUUAUCCUUAAAUAAACUUUGUGUUCAAAUAUUCUCAUUA